Coniosporium apollinis CBS 100218 is the source of this 978-nucleotide messenger RNA. RefSeq lists its product as uncharacterized. The transcript has 2 exons. NCBI's taxonomy places the organism in Eukaryota, Fungi, Ascomycota, Dothideomycetes. The coding region runs from base 1 to 978 and encodes 325 amino acids. The record is from RefSeq and is a predicted model, not a curated record.
AUGUCUUCCAGCUUUCUGGCGAAGAAGCGGAAGAUCAUACAGCAGCUCUCCGUUGCAGGUGAAGAGUACAACGAUCUCUCUCCGAAAGGAUCCAUUGACGAAGGCAUCCGUACGCUCAUAGACGAGCUCAAUAGCAUAGAUGGCCUGGUAACGACAAGCAGUUGUGCGGGCAGAAUCAGUGUGUUCCUUGAAGGUCAGAGGAAGGGAGCAUCGGCAUCGGCUACAACUGAACCUCAGGGAUCAUCUCCUUCUCCCAAGCCACUGGCCGGUCCAGGCGGGAAGGGCGGUGGCAGCUGGCUGUAUGUUUCUCACGAGGCUCUCCAGCCACCAAAGGUUACAUCCAGUACCAAUCUCCACUCAUUGUUCGGAUUGCACGCGAGUCAAGGCGGCUGUGAGUUGAUUCAUGCGCCGGGCCGGAGAUUUGUCCAUCUCAAAUUUGAAGCCAUGAUUUUACACCUCCUAUGUGCAUCGCUUAUUGACGCGCAGAAGGUGCUGUCUGCGGCGCUUACUGCCGGGUUCCGCGAAAGCGGCGCUGUCAGUCUGACUUCAACCAUUGUCGGGGACGAAACCCCAAUGGUAGCCGUUCGCUCAACCGGCCUUGCUUUUGAUAGCAUAGUCGGCUACGUGACAGCAGAAGGAGACAUUGUGUCUAUUGUCGACGAACCGUAUCUUGGAGCUCUCGUUGCCAUAGCCAACGAGAGAUUCUGUGUGAACACUGAGAGGAUUCAGAGAUUUAGAUCAGAGAUCCUCAAGCAGUACCAAGAUUUACCCGAAUUAUCAAAACAUACUUCAGACGACCAGAGCUCUAGCUUAGGCUGGGAAGAUGCUGAAGCGCGGAAACAGCGCAAAAGGCAAGAAGGCCUCCAACGUCAGAGACUACUGCAAGCCGAACGCAGGCAGGGGUCUGACGUGAAAGUACCUGACACGGAUGCACUUGAUAGCGACGCGUCGCUGGCGCUAAAUCGUGUUCUCAGCUAA